AAUCAUUGACAAUCAUUGGGCAUUUUCACAAGCACCGUACAACCGUAUAGCCAUCGAUCGUACUGAGCGAGAACCGACACACCGAUCCAUCAUGGAUCCGCUUCAACACUCCCCCAUGGCCCAUCGCAUCGAAUCGACAUUGUAGAGCCGGCGUAGCACACCAAUCAAGUCAAUUCACCCAUUUGCAGUGAGCACACAGCAUUGGUCUGUGCGACAUACCAGCCUAACUCUGGUGCGUAGGAUCGGUACGAAUGCACUCACUACUCAGCACCCAGCAUUCCGUGUCUCUGCUGCUACCUGGAUGGCGAUGCAUGGCGCGAUGUAACGCUCUCUCUGCCCCCCUAAUUUCCAUCCUUCAAACCAGAAAACGCACUACCCACCCAGCUGCGGAUGAUCGCCCAACCUACAUGUCUACCUGGUACUAUCUCGGCGUGCUCAGAGCAACCUUUGUAAAAGCCUACACCAUACUGAUCAAGCACCGAGCACCGAAUACCGACACACCGAUCUACGAUCCGCUUCCAUCCCUCCCCAAGAAGCCCCUCGCAUCGUACCGACAUCGCAGAGCCGGCGUAGCACACCCACCCGUCGCAGGUCGAUCCACCCAUGCGCAGUGAACGCACAGCAUCAAAGUGGUUUGUGUGACAUACCGACCCGGCUCUGGAGCGUAGAAUCGGUAAGGAUGUACUCACCUCUCACCCCGCAUUCCGUGCCUUUUGCUGCGUAUAGCAUCCCGAUGGCGAUAGCAUGGUGGCGAUGUAACGUUUCCCCCUGUCUCCUGUCUUCCUUCCUACCUUCCUUCCUUCAACUCCGAGAAGCCACCAAGCUGCGGAUGAUGAUCGCUCAAACGCAUAUCUUCACCCGG
This is a messenger RNA of Serpula lacrymans var. lacrymans S7.9, 862 nucleotides long. RefSeq lists its product as uncharacterized. The record is from RefSeq and is a predicted model, not a curated record. Bases 252 to 614 code for a protein of 120 amino acids. Lineage: Eukaryota; Fungi; Basidiomycota; Agaricomycetes; Boletales; Serpulaceae. The transcript has a single exon.